UGCAAAUUUUACUCAUUCCAACAAUCUAAAUAAUUGUAUUCCCAUUUCAUUAAUCAUGCCCAAAAAGUCAGCUUAAUUUGGUUAUGGAUGAUCCUUGCACAACAUAUCAGAAUCCAAACAGUAGAAAUUCUUCUAAAUACUUUUUGCAUCAAUAAUACUUACAACUGGAAUCAAUCAAAGACAAGCAUGCCGCUUUCCAAGAGUGAGAUGGUCGAUUCUUGUUUGGAUAGUAUUAAGAACAUCUGUGGGCUGCUAGACAGAAUCGAAACAUGGGGUCUGGACGAUCCAAGUUACUCAUCAAAAGCAGAUCACGCACUGGUGAUCUGGAUUCAACUCUUUGCUCAAAGCAUGAUCGCCUUUUUAAAAGCUCUUUUGUCUUACACUUCCGGUUGGAGGCGUCAUGACACAGCUCGAUAUCUGGCAUCCUUGCUAGCUGACAUUGAGGAUGCACUGAGGUAUAAAGAGGCAAAACUUGAGGCCGAUUGCGCAUCAGGGGAAACAUGGUGUUGGUCUACAAAAAGUGACAGGAUCCAGAAAAUACGCAAGUUCAUUUGUAGCAUCAGUGAGGAAGUCGGGGAUGCAAGUGAUGCCCUGGCGAAAGCAGAUCACCGUCCCAUGAAACAUCCUUUUGCUUUUGAUGAGUUUGUUGCCUCUGUUCAAGCAUAUUUGGAGUCACUUCCCGCUCAACUGAAUGCCUACGUCUGCCCUGGGCUUAGGCUUAAUGUCAUACAGUAUAACCGUGAACCUUAUCUCAGGGAAUCUGCACCCUAUCAAGUCUGGCCCUCUUCAAAAGUGAAUGAAACUGUCGCUGUCGUGGUAAGAAACUUAGAAAUCCUAAGACAUUUAAUUGCCUGUUUUGCAAGAUGCUGCUUUGAUGACAGGGAAAAGUUGUAUCCUGUCCUGAAUCGUGCUGGAGCUUUGGUUUUCAGCAUAGCACAUUUGUCUUGGGCAUCUGUACAGGAUCGAGAUGCCGAUUUAUUUAUAAAUUCCCUGUUUUCUACUCUUUCUGAUCUCUCAGAUAAGAUUUCAAAUCAUAAUCUAGAGGUUAAUGAGAUCUACCUUAAAGUUCUAGAAGGACAUGAGGACCUCCUCAAGGCUGCAAAACCAUCCCCGGGAUCAAUCGGCUCUCCAAUGGUUGAUAAAGAUAUGACCAACUGUUUCCUCAGUUUCAUAUUAUCUGCUAAUGAACGAGCCGAUCUCAUGUAUUCCAUCCUGAAAUUUCCAUUAAUAGAUAUCACAGAUACACCAGAAGAUUGCAGAGACCACCUGAUUGAACUGUCCUUGAAGCGUGGAAUUGCAGCUGUCAAGAAAGCUAUCUGUCUGGAUCAGUCAAUUUGGGAUGAUGAAAUGCCAAAUGGUCCGGUUACGGCAACAAAUUCUUGGUUGAAAAUGAAGCUCAUCAGGGCUGAAAUUUUUCUUCAGGCGCUAAACAAUCACAAGGCUGACUUGGUGCUCUCUGUUGGCAAUCAAAUUUCUGCUGUUGCUGCUGUUAGCAAGGCCUUGAGAUUACUUGCUAAAUUCUACAGAGCACCAGACAGUUUCCUGGAAGAUUCGAAGAGAUUGAUACUAUCACUUAUUGAAGACGCCAUCAGAGAGCCAGUAUCUAUUUAUUACUCAAACCAGACAGGAAGCACCAUAGAAGAUAUCAUAUCCGAAACAAGUGUUGCGGUUUUUGAGAUUUUCAAGGCUGAGGCUACCUUGAUGGUGCUAAUUGAUCAUGAAGCCAGCUUGGCAUUUCUUGCUAGUCAUCGAAUUGAAUCACUCCAUAAGGUAUUGAAUCUGUUAAGAGCAUUGCUCUCAAAUCUACUGAAGGUGAACCUGGAGGAUGGAAAUUUGUCAAUAUCUCUCAGAGCUCUGGCUAGUGAGGCUGCAUUUUUUGUUUGCUCUUUUGGUCACCAAAGAGCGGAAGAGAAUACAAACCUAAUAAUGAACCUUUUGCUUCCAUGUUUGCCAGAGAUGAAUGAGCUCAAUAUGGCAGAUACCACACAAUUAUAUCAGCCAAGUCCUUGGUCAUUGUUCUCAAAUUCCCCAAAGAGCAGCGGGUUUGGCUUUCUUGGUCUUCUCUUGGGAGAACUGAGGGGUAUUUUGAACAGAAAGCCAGACAUUAUUGCUGUCAUGCAAGACCAAGCCCAAGUGUUUAUGAAGGAACUACAGUUGGCAAUGUCUCAACUCCAAGAUGUUGCCGAGCAACUCGAUGACAACACUGAUCUCGGAAGACGUCUCAUGUGCCUCAUAUAUGAGGCAGAAUAUAUCAUUGAUCUGUCAGUAACUGGAGGAGUCCCUAUGUGGCAGCACCAGUUGGGUUUCCUGAACCUUGUUCUGGAGACAAGAUUUAUCAAGGCUCAAGUCUUAGAGUUGUAUGAAAAGAAGAAGGUGGAUUUUGCAGCCGCGAAUGUUGAAGUGGUUCUGCAGGAUAUGUCAGUGGAAGAUACCACCUCUCUGAAAAUUGAGGAGGUUGAUGAUCAGGCUCGAGGUAAAAUUAAACUUUCACCAAAAGAUGAUGAAGUCAUAGUAGGGGUUGAUGAUCAGGCUCAGAUUAUAAUCAAUCAACUUAAGAGUAGAAGACAGCAGCUAGAUAUUGUCUCAAUUGUUGGAAUGCCAGGAUUAGGCAAGACAACUCUAGCUAGAAAAGUGUAUGGUGAUGUUGCAGUUGGGUAUCACUUUGAGAUUCGAGGUUGGUGCUCCGUGUCACAAGUUUAUCGAAAAAGAGAGCUGAUACUUGAAAUUUUGGGUAGUUUUGUUGAGCUCACUGACAAAAUUAUGAAAAUGGAUGAUGGGGACUUAUCAACAACUUUGUAUCAAGCACUGAAGAAAAGAAGGUUCCUCAUUGUGAUGGAUGAUGUGUGGACGAUAGAGCCAUGGAACGACCUAAAAUGCAUACUUCCAGAUGAUGGAAAAGGUAGUAGAGUUUUGUUUACGACCCGCCUUAGUGAUGUGCCAUUGCAAGGGAACCCUACCAGGGAACCUCAUCAACUUCGCCUUCUCACUGAUGAUGAGAGUUGGAUGUUAUUGCUAGAUAGGGUGUUUCAAGGUGGAAGCUGUCCUGAGGAGCUGUUAAAAGUUGCUAGACAAAUCGCCACUGCAUGUAAGGGACUUCCACUUGCAAUUGUUGUUGUGGCUGGUCUUCUUAGGGGAAGAAUCGGGGGAAAAGGAUGUUGGAAUGAAAUUGCUGGAAGCUUAAGAUCUCACCUUCGUGAUGAUCCAAAUCCAAAUGAGCAAUUCAUGCACAUCCUAGAAAAGAGUUACAAUCACUUACCAUGUUACCUAAGACCUUGCUUUCUUUAUAUGGGAGCAUUUUUGGAGGACACAGAGAUUUCAGUCCAAAAACUGAAACUUUAUUGGAAAGCAGAAGGAUUUGUAUCAAAAGCUGAAUCCGAGAGCUUAGAAGAAACUGCAGAGAAGUACAUGGCGGAGUUAAUAGGACGAAGUUUGGUAAUGGAAACUAAGAGAAGAUCCAAGGGAGGAACCAAAGCAUGUCGAAUGCAUGACAUGGUACGUGAUCUCUGCCUUGAAAAAGCUAGGUCAGAAAAUUUCAUGCACCUAGUAGUAUCUGGAGAUGACAAGGAUGGUUCCAAAAAGUAUAGCCAUCUUUUCAAUGGCACACUUGUGCAAUAUCGGCUUUGUGUUCAUUCGAUAAAAGAGGCAUUUGUGGGUUCAUUACCUGUUGCUGCACAUGCUCAUUCUCUGCUGCUCCUUCCCAUUGAUAAUAGACAAGAUCUGGGAGGAUCCUAUGACUUCGCCUUCAUUGUGCACAAAUUUAAACUCCUUCGAAUGUUGGAUUUGGAGUCGAUCACUUUCCGUGGAACCAACUUCCCCACAGAGAUCGAGUUGAUGAUUCGACUUAGGUACCUAGCAAUCAGAGGGAAGAUGAGUGAGGUUCCUUCAUCAAUAGCCAAACUGUGGAAUUUGGAGACACUUAUUGUGAGGGGAACGCAUGGAGAAAUUGCAUUACCAGCUGCACUCUGGACCAUGGAAAGGUUGAGUCAGGUGCAAGUACUUUCUCGUGCAUCUUUCACUUUGCCAGGUAAUGAUGAAUCUACGGUGUCAGCAAAUCUGUCCGUACUUUCUUCAGCAGCUCUUCCUUAUGGAAAAGACACUGAAAAGCUGUUGAGAUUACUAGUUGGACUUAAGAAAUUGAGAUGCAUCUUCUUCGAAAAUUGGGAUAUCUCAAGGAAAUGCAAUCUGUUUCCUGGAAUGGACUUUAUGACACAACUUGAGUCACUUAAAAUCUUCUACUACGGUAGGAUUCUGUUUCCAUGUGAGUUCAACUUCCCCAUAAAUCUCAAGAAAUUGACUCUGUCCAAAUUUCGCCUACCAUGGGAAUAUAUCUCGGCUAUUAGGGAACUACCCAAUCUAGAGGUUCUCAAAUUACUAAGCAGGGCCUUCGAGGGGGAAACAUGGGACCUGGAAGAAGGAGAUGAGUUUCCUAACCUGAAAUUCUUUAUGCUAGACGGUUUGAACCUUACAACCUGGAGUGCCUUGAGCGAUAACUUUCCACAGCUUGAGCGACUGGUUUUGCGCAGCUGUAAGAAACUUGAGGAGAUCCCUUCCAGUUUCGGUGAGAUCAGCACUUUACAGAUGAUCGAGGUGCAUUGGUGCAGCGAAUCUUCUGCAAAAUCUGUGGGGACAAUACAUGACCAGCAGCUGGACUAUGGAAAUGCAGGCUUCAAAGUGAUGAUAAGUCCCCCACAUUGGGAUUUCAGAGCAUCUUCUAAGUGACUUGGUAUGUUUUCAUUGAAAAGUAGGACAAUUGUUAUGCCAUAUGUGCACUUCAUGUUUUCAUCGUUCCCAAACAACAGUCACUGUUUAAGUACUUUGUUUUUGGUACUGUUUAUGUAACUUUGAACCUUCGAGAACCCAAUGUUAUAGCAGAAAUGUCCCAGGUUGGUCUAUUUUGCGAACGAAAAAUGGUAGCACAAAUUAUUCAAGUUGUUGUUCUUGAAAAUAGUCAAUUAUUUUGACAAUGGGACAUAGGUCUGGGUGAAACUGGGCUACAGAAGGUUCUCUUUUAUAGACUGUUAAUUGCUAUAUCGCAAAUGAG
This is a messenger RNA of Oldenlandia corymbosa var. corymbosa, 5041 nucleotides long. Lineage: Eukaryota; Viridiplantae; Streptophyta; Magnoliopsida; Gentianales; Rubiaceae. The record is from the annotation of a GenBank genome assembly.